Cylindrotheca closterium is the source of this 1698-nucleotide messenger RNA. The record is from the annotation of a GenBank genome assembly. Lineage: Eukaryota; Bacillariophyta; Bacillariophyceae; Bacillariales; Bacillariaceae.
AUGUUCACACGAUCUUGGUUCUACGCCCUCUUGGUGGCACAGCUUACAAUUGGCGCAAAUGCAUCUUUCUUUGAUUCGGUUCCAUCACCCGAGCAAGCACACCAAGACCUUGACAAACUGAAGGUCAUCAUCUACGAGACUGGUCCAUACAGCACAUCACUCCAGACUUUCAUGGAUGUCGCUGAUAAGUACGGAUUGGAAGCCAUCGUUGUUGGGCAAGGAAGCACUUUCAGUGGUUUCGGAUCCAAGUAUGGCCAAUUGAAGGAUUCUUUGCACGAAAUGAGCCACGACCCCAAGGCACUUGUUGCAGUCAUCGAUGGACGUGAUGUGCUGUUGAACGUCAACCGUGAUGUUGAACGCAGUGCCUUCGAAGACCGCAUCGACAAUUUCGUUGAGAACUUUAAGGAAUUGGUUCUCGGAAAGCCCGAGGCCGUAUUGAUGUCCGCCGAACAACAAUGUUGCGUUGCUGCUCUAUGUCACGCUGACUCUCCUGCCUACUACUUUGACCCUGUUACCAAGAAACGUGCUAACCGUGCCUGUCCCUCUGGAGAGGAAGGGUGUGGAUGGGUUGACAACGAUAAUGUUGCGUUCUGGCAAUCUCUGAUGGUUGCCGAGGCCUACCAACAUACUGGAAGCCAUGAGACCAGUCCUUUCUUGAACGCUGGAUUGAUGGCUGGGACUGCCAAGAACCUCAUCGAGUUGAUUGAUCGCAUGGAUCUUGGAGAGGAAGAGGAUGACCAAGCAGUCCUUUCCGCCAUGUACUUGCAAUUCCCUGAACUCAUUGUUCUUGAUUACGAACAACAGCUUCUUGGAAACAACGCCUGGCCCAAGGGUUUGGAAGAGGGAUGCAUCUACGACUUUGAUCCCAACAUGGACGAGGAGCUUUUCCUCACCAACACCCAAACAGGAACUUCUCCAUUGAUCCUUCAUACUCCAGGAAAGUUCUACGACUGUCUGGACACUUUGAUCGACCGACUUGGAGGGGUGAGUGACAUGAGAUACUUGCCCGCCAACAUCAGCAAUGACCGUCGAUUGAACUACGACAACUAUGGCAAUUACGGAAACUAUGCUAACUACGGAAACUACGUUGCCGCCAACUACGGCGCAAACUACGGAAGCAACUACAGAGGUAGCAACUACGGUGGAAGCAACUAUGGAACCAACUACGGAACCAUUACCGAGCCAACCGAAACCCCAGAUAUGGAUGAUGCCGAUGACGCCGACCUCGAAGAUCUUACCCGAGUAUUCGAAGAAGGUGAAGAAGAUGAUUCUGAUGGCAGCAACGUUCUGACCUGGGGACUUUCCUGUGCCGCCGCCGGUGUCCUUAUUGCCGGUCUUGCCACCCGCAGACGUCGAACCGUGACUCAAGAUCAACACGAUAACAUCCAACGUGCUUUGAACGACUCCGAUGAAGCCUUUGCCCUCGAAGACCCAAAGCUUCUCGAUGACUGUGUGUCUGUCAUCUCUUCCGCAGUGGACGAGGCGGCUGAUCCAGAUUCCCUUGACCUUGCCGAGAUGUCUCACCAACCGCUGGGGACAGUCGAUGAGCACAAUGCUAUGUUCGACGUUCCAGUUGACACUGAUGGGGGAGCUGGGCAACUAAAGUCAGUCUUAUCCAUUGGCAACUGCGACGAAGUAUGCGGCGGCCGAACGCAGUCUACGGAAGACCUCCGACGUAAUCGAACCGUCCACUGGUAA